Molecule: messenger RNA, 1801 nt
Organism: Drosophila obscura
Lineage: Eukaryota; Metazoa; Arthropoda; Insecta; Diptera; Drosophilidae
Gene: SmydA-2
Product: SET domain-containing protein SmydA-8
Exons: 3
Coding region: 162-1757 (531 amino acids)
Molecular function (GO): protein binding
Source: RefSeq, a predicted model, not a curated record
GAUAGAUCGCGAGUAGAGUCCGAAAAAAGAACACUAGAACAGAACAAAUGUGAUGUGGGGUUUUCAGUAAAUUUUCAAACGUUGCGCAUUACGCAAACACACGGUGAACAGGGGAAUUAGCUUGUACGUCGAAGAUCAGUGGAAGAUUAGCAUAAACAUAAAUGUCCUCAUCGCUGACAUCCUGUGCCCUGUGCCAGGCGAGAGCCUCGCAGCUAUGUGCCGCCUGCCGGAGCGUGGUCUACUGCAGUCGGGAGCACCAGAAGGAGCACUGGAAGCAGGGCCACAAGCGCGAGUGCAAGUGCUUUGAGGUGGCCACCAACGAGACACUGGGCCGGCAUCUGCGCGCCACAAGGGACGUCAAGAUUGGCGAGGAGAUACUGAAGGAGGCUCCCCUUGUGCUGGGUCCCAAGGUGGCCUCGGCGCCUAUCUGCCUGGGCUGUCAUCGGAAUCUGCUGGCCCCGGCAAAGCCACGCAGCAACUACUACAAAUGCAGCUCCUGCAGCUGGCCCCUGUGCGGCAAAGAGUGCGAGGAGUCGCCCCACCAUCGAGCAGAAUGCCAGCUCAUGUCCGGCAGCCACUUUCAGUCGAAGAUCAACUACCAGCCCGGCGAGGAGGAGCGCAAGGAGUCCGCCUACUGUGUGAUUAUGCUGCUGCGCUGCAUGCAGCUGAAGGCAAGCGAUCCCGAGGGCUUUGCCCGCCUCUCCGCCCUGGAAGAUCACCUGCAGGAGCGCCUGGCGACGCCGCUGUAUCAAGUGCUGCGUGCCAAUCUCAUAACGUUCAUCAAAACCAUUUUGGGCAUGCGCGAUUGGUCGGAGGUGGACAUCCUUCGCAUUGCCGCCAUUCUGGACACCAACACCUUCGAGCUGCGACAGCCCCGCGAGCGUCGAAAGGUAAGAGCUCUCUUUCCUGGUGCGGCCAUGAUCUCGCACGACUGUGCGCCCAAUAUGCGGCAUCGUUUCGACGACGACAUGAACAUUCGAUUCCUGGCCAAGCGCCCCAUUGCCAAGGGCGAAAUCCUGAGCAUUUCCUACACUCAGCCCCUAAGGAGCACCAUCCAGCGGCGUCUGCAUCUGCGGCAGGCCAAGUGCUUCGAUUGUGCGUGUGCCAGGUGCCAGGAUCCCACGGAGUUGGGCAGCUUUGCGGGUGCACAGACCUGCGUCAAGUGCAAGGCGGGAAAGAUAAUCUCGGUAAAUCCGCUCCUGAACACAGCCAACUGGAAGUGCCAGCUGUGCAACUUGAAGCGUUCCGCCAAGGAAGUGCUGCUCUCCGAUGCCCAGCUGCAGAAGGAGAUUGAGGCGCUGGACAAGACAAGCCCCACGGAUUUUGAGGAUUUCAUCUACCGCCAUCGGGUGGAUCUCCAUGAGACCAACACCCAUGUCCUGCAGGCCAAAUAUGCGCUCACUCAGCUGUACGGAAAUGCGCCAGGACUCGCCAUGGAUGAACUCAGUGAGGAGUCGCUCAAUCGCAAGGUGGAGCUGUGUGAGGAGCUCCUAAAAUUGGCCAACAUUUUUGAUGGCGGCUGGAGCAUCUUUCGCGGCAAUUUGCUAAUAGACCUGGAGGAGGCGCUCGUGGCACAGGCCUUGCGAUCGGAGGAACUACUGGAAUGCGAAGAGAAACUCAAACGGGCAUCAGAGCUGCUGGCGGAGAUCGGGAAUAUUAUGCAACAUGAACCGGAAAUGCAGCAGCUGCUGGCAGAGCGUCAAGCAAUCCUAGACAGAGCCCUAGAGCGAUUUGAAGAGGUCAAUCAAAUCGAAUAGCUCUGAAAAAAAAUGUGCCAAAUAAACUUUAUACAAUUGUUUCU